This is a messenger RNA of Thalassophryne amazonica, 9875 nucleotides long. RefSeq names its product von Willebrand factor (gene vwf). Gene Ontology annotation, molecular function: protein binding. Gene Ontology annotation, cellular component: extracellular matrix. Lineage: Eukaryota; Metazoa; Chordata; Actinopteri; Batrachoidiformes; Batrachoididae. The record is from RefSeq and is a predicted model, not a curated record. The coding region runs from base 132 to 8687 and encodes 2851 amino acids. The transcript is spliced from 53 exons. Gene Ontology annotation, biological process: cell-substrate adhesion; blood coagulation.
AUGCUUUAUUUGAGAGACUAUCCCUUUGUUCCAUCAUGCCUUGAUGGUGUGAGAUCUAAAGAGGCCACAUUUGGAUUUACCCUCCUCACAUUUGGAUUGGGUUUGGUGCUGGAUUUGCAGGAUCUUGCAACAUGGAGGUGUGUAUUCAGAAGCAUUUGAGAGAAAUUUGGUUUCUCCUCCAUCUGGCAGCUUGCGUAGCCAGUUUGAAUGGGAGAUGCAGUCUUUUUGGGCGACACCACAUUCACACGUUUGACGGUGUUUUAUACGAGUUUCCUGGAGACUGCAGUUACCUCCUGGCUGGGGACUGCAGCCAUCGGUCCUUCACGCUGCUGGGUGAUUUUGUGAACGGGAAAAGAACAGGGAUCACUCUCUUUCUGGGGGAUGCCUUUGAGCUACACCUGUCUGUUGAUGGACAACUCUCACAAGGAGACAAGAGACUGUCACUGCCAUAUGCCUCGCAUGCUGUGUUUGCGGGAUCCGAGCUGGGAUUCUUCAAACUCUGGAGUGAGGAGUUUAGCUUCACUGUUACCAUUGACAGUGAUGCCAACAUCGCCUUGACACUGUCCAAAAACCAUGCCAACCACACCUGUGGACUGUGUGGCAACUUCAACUCUGUGGCAGCUGAUGAAUAUACCGCACAAGAAGGAUUUAUAACAGAGGACAAUUAUGACUUUGCAAAUUCAUGGGCAGUGAAGGGAGCAAGGCAGGCGUGCCGACGAGUCACAGCACCCACCCAAUCCUGUAACAGCACGAAAGAGACUUCCACGAUUCUGUCAGGCUGCAGUGUGUUGCAGACCUCCAGUGUGUUCCUGCGCUGUGCUUACCUGGUCUCUCCUGAGGCCUUCCUGGUGUUGUGCCAGGAGGCGGCGUGUCACUGCGACAAGAGGCAGGGCUCAGACUGCUACUGCUCAGUGCUGUUGGAAUACGCCCGCACGUGUCACACCCAUGGGAUACUGCUGCAUGGCUGGCUAAAGGAGAGCCAAUGCUUCCCCAAAUGUCCUACUGGGAUGCAGUACAGUGAAUGCAUCAAGUCCUGCUCCACAACCUGCCAGAGUCUCAACAUCCAGGAGGUCUGCAAAGAAGAGUGUGUAGAUGGCUGCACAUGUCCUGUGGGAAAGGUUUUGGAUGGCAAUCACUGUGUACACACAUCUCAGUGUUCCUGUGUGCACAUGGGGCGACGUUUCCCUCCAGGAUCUAGUAUCUCUCAGGACUGCAACACCUGUGUGUGUCGUCACGGUUCCUGGGAGUGCACCAAUGAAGGCUGCCCUGGCGAGUGUUUGGUUGUGGGCCAAUCACACUUCAAGACAUUUGACAAUAAGUUCUUUACCUUUACUGGCCAGUGUCAGUAUCUGCUGGCCAGGGACUGCACAGACGGACAGUUUUCUGUCAUUAUCGAGAGCGUGCAGUGUGCAGAUGAUCAGGAUGCUGUGUGCACACGCUCUGUGACGCUCAGUCUGUCCUCUCUGGACGACAUGACAGUGAAGCUAAAGCACGGAGGCGUGGUCUCUGUCAAUGGCAUGGACAUCCAGGCCCCAAUGCAUCAUGGCCAUCUGCAUAUCCAGAGAACUGUUCAGUCAUCAGUACGUGUAAAGUUUGGAAAUGACCUUCGUCUGGACUGGGAUGGGCGGGGCCGAGUGCUCUUAAAGCUUGGAACAAAAUGGGCGGGGCAGACCUGCGGUCUCUGUGGAAACUACAAUGGUAACCAAGGUGAUGACUUCUUGUCUGAUGCUGGGCUGGUUGAGGCAGGGCCUCAAACAUUUGGCCAAUCUUGGAGGAUCAAUGGAGACUGUGAAACCAUCCGUAGACCUGAGACAGAUCCAUGUGCUGUCAACCCCAAAAGAGUGCGUUUUGCAGAAGAGGCGUGCUCUGUGAUGAUGUCUGAAGUGUUCAGCCCGUGUCAUUUCCUGGUGAACCCAGGACCGUUCCAGCGGUUCUGCCGUUAUGACGUGUGUGCAUGUGUGGACGGUGAGCGGUGCCUCUGCUCUGCUCUGUCGGCGUAUGCAGCUGCCUGUGCUGCCAGAGGAGUCCUGCUCAGCUGGAGAUCUCCUUCGCUCUGUGAGCUGGAGUGCAGCGGCGGGCGGGUGUACGAGGCCUGUGGGAGCUCGUGUGACCGUACGUGUCGCUCGCUGUCUGGGUAUGAAGCAGGGUGCGGGCAGGAGAGGGUUUGUGAGGAGGGUUGCUUCUGCCCCGUUGGACAGUACCUGAGUGACUCUGGACAAUGCCUAACAGCUGACCUGUGCACCUGCCUGCACGACGGCCAGAUCUACCAGCCCAAUGACGUCUACGCCGAUCACAGCAGCAUCUGCUACUGUGAAAAUGGGACCAUGCGCUGCAGUUCCACCGACGUUAGCAAUACUUUUCUGUCUGAUCUCUUCUAUGAUGACGACGUGGCACCAUCCAGAGAGCGGCGGUCAGCACCCUGCCCUCCUCCACUGGUGCAUGCAGACUGUGACACAGGAGAAAAAGGUCUGGAGUGUGCAAGAACCUGCCAAAAUCUGGAUCUGCCCUGCGUCAGCCUGGCCUGCAUCCCGGGCUGCCUGUGUCCGCCUGGCAUGGUUCGUCACCACAAAGACUGCAUUGCACCAGAACAGUGUCCCUGUUACUAUAACAACAGGCCUUAUGCAUCAGGACAGAUGAUCACUGUGGACUGCAACCGCUGUGUGUGCGAGAAGAGGAAGUGGCGCUGCACUGGAAAGGAGUGUGAUGGGGUGUGUCACACUGUCGGGGAGAGCCAUUACAUCACUUUUGAUGGGCUCAAGCACUCCUUCCCAGGCCUCUGCCAGUACGUCCUAGUCCAGGACAUGUGUAAUGGGGAGGAGGGUUCGUUUCGAAUACUGGUGGAGAAUGAGGCCUGUGGAAUUGUGGGACAUCGAUGCGCAAAAGCUGUUACAGUCUUCUACCAGGGAGGCUUAAUUACAAUGCAGCACGGAGAGGUAACAAUGAAGAACCCAGUGCUCCAUGGUACAGAGGUAGAAAUUAUCCGAUCUGGGCAGUUCUACACCCUGCUGCUGGGGAAACACAUUUCUGUCAGUUGGGACAGGGGAACCCACCUGCUGGUCCACAUCUCAGCUAAGUACAGGGAGCGACUGUGCGGUCUGUGUGGGAAUUUUGAUGGGAACGUCAACAAUGACAUGAUGAGCAGUAACAAACAACUGGAGGUGGACUCCGCCCACUUUGGAAAUUCCUGGAAGGUCAAACCGAGCUGUGCUGAUGUAACCGAGGUGCCUCCUCCUUGUGGUGACAACAUUAUUAAGUUGGUAACAGUGGAGCAGUCGUGCCGUGUGCUCACUGGUUCCCUCUUCAGAGAAUGCAACAGAGUGGUGGACGCGGAGCCGUACGUAGAGAUGUGUGUGGAAGCAGCUUGUUCCUGUGAGUCCGUGGGCGACUGCAUGUGUUUCUGUGAUGUCAUAGCGGCAUACGCUCAGGCUUGUUCAGAGAAGGGUGUGUCCGUCACCUGGAGAUCCAACCAACUUUGCCCUAUGAGCUGUGAAGAGCUGAACCCUAAAGGCCAAGGUUUAGGGGAAGAGUUGUGCCAGUGGAGGUAUAAUAGCUGUGGACCUGCCUGUCCGAUCACCUGCCAGCACCCAGAGCCUCUCCGGUGUUCACUCACAUGUGUUGAAGGUUGCCAUGCCAACUGCCCACCAGGUCAACUCCUAGAUGAGGUGGCCAUGCGUUGCGUGGAGCCUUCAGAUUGUCAUAUAUGUGUCCAUGAGGGUCAGAGAAUCUCCCACGGCAACAAAGUCAUCCUCAACCACAAUGAUCCAGACCACUGCAAAAUAUGUCAUUGCAAAAACAAUACCUUGAGCUGUGAAGAUUGCACCACCUUCACCAGCGUCACCACUUCUACCCCAGCCCCCUUCUGGACAACCUCCUCUGCAAUGCUGUUCUCAACCAUGAUGCCUGAAGGCACAUGUGACCGUGCAAUGGAUCUGGCUUUCUUACUGGAUGGUUCAGCAGCUCUGAGCGAAGAUGAGUUUCAGGCAACCAAAGCAUUUAUACUGGGAGUGAUUGAGAGAUUCCGCAUGGGCUCAGCUCACACUCGAGCCACAGUGUUACUUUACCACUCCGGAGUCAAGACAUACGAUCUACAGGUUCAAAAGUGGCUCUUUAAGAAGACUGUGCAAGAACUGCAUUACACAGGUGGAAAUGCAGCCUUCUUGGAUGAGGCUGUCAAAUAUCUCGCCAUCAACAUCUAUGACAAGAACAAGCGUGAGCACGCUGGCCGCAUUGCCAUCAUUUUGACUGCCAGUCCAAACCCCCGUCCUGUACGCACCACUACUAAGAUGAUCCGCAAGAAAUCGAUCACCACUCUACUGGUGGCACUGGGUCCUGGUGUCAACAUGGGACAAAUUAGCGAGAUCACCAAAGCCAAUCCAGACAACAGGGCCUACGUGUUAAGCAGCACAGCUGAACUGUCUGAUCGACUGUUAGAGUUGACAGAUUACCUCUGCACCUUGGGGUUAGAACCUGAGGUGGUUAAACCUGCAACAUCUCAGCCAAUACAAGUCAAACCUCCCCAGAGAACAACCACCACUAUCCAGUCUCCUCAUCUGGAGCCCAACCCUACACAACAUCUCUCCAACAUUCCAACUACUACCUCACUCCCUGAGCUGCCUCUCAUUACCACUUCACCCUCUUUCGCAAAACCAACCAAAGAUGUAACAUUUAUCCUGGAAGGCUCUGAUUCGGUUGGCGAGAUUAACUUUAACAAGUCGCUCCAGUUCCUGGAGGAGGUCCUCUCACAGCUGACUGAAGAGGAGGAGGUCAUUCGGAUUACUGUGAUCCAGUAUUCAGUAACAGUCACUGUGGAGAUCAGACGUUGGGAAUUGAGAUGGCAGAAGAAUCUGCUGCUGCAAAGGCUGAGAAACAUUCGCUGGAGGGGUGGAAGUAAGACAAACACAGGUGCAGCGGUGACCACGAUCAUCAAGGAAAUGUCUACAGUCCAGCCUUCACAAGGUCCCACCCCUCCUCAGCUGGUCUUCCUUGUGACAGAGAACCCACCUACUGACACAGUGUCACGUCCACCAUCUUCCAGCACAUACACACAUGUUUAUCCCAUUGGAGUUGGACAAAAGGUACGUGAAAUCGACUUACUGCCCUACAGCUUCCCGCAGCACCCGAUUAUGGUGGAUGACUACAACCACCUCAAGUCUGUGGUCCACAGAGUGGUCAAUAUCACACGCACCACAGUCAGACCCCGCUUCCCUACACUGCCACCUCCUGUCUUCUCAACCCUGCCACCAUCAGUGCCAUGUGAGAAACCCAUGGACGUGCUGUUUCUGUUGAAGGCUGGCGAGCAGUUUGAGGACAUGAAGACGUUUGUCAAAGCGUUCAUCAAUAAUGCCAAUAUAGAGCUGAACGGCACACAUGUGAGCGUGGCUCAGUAUGGAAGAAGCAACACAGCCGACAUCACCUGGAACAAAGAACAGAGAAAACCGCACCUUCUGAAUUUGGUAGAGAGGAUGCAAAGCAGGGCUGCAGCUGCCCCUGCACUUGGCUCUGCACUGCGAUUUGCUGUGCAAACUGCCAUUUCACCAAACAGUGGAGGAAGACCAGGUGUGGCCAAGGUGGUGGUGAUGCUGGUGACUCAGAAGUCAACUGAUAACAUCAAAGCAGCAGCUGUUGAAGCAAUGGCAGCAGGUGUGUCGGUGUUCCCCAUCGGGAUAGGUCCAGGUUAUGAUACGAGUGAGCUUAGUGUGCUCGGUCGUUCUGGCACACAAGACAACAGUCUCCACUUAAAUAGCAUGGACCAGUUACUGAUGCUGCUAACUUUGGACCACAGUUACAAAGAAAGAAUCUGCAAAGCUGGUCCACCAGGAGUGUGUGUCGAUGACAGUGGCACUGAGAGAAAGCCUGGUGAUUCAUGGCUUUUGGAGGAUGGCUGCCACUCUGUUCUGUGCCACGCCAACGGGGCAGUGACACUGCAAAGCCACAAAGUAAGCUGUGACAGACUGGAGCCGCCUGCCUGCAGGAACAAUAUGCCACCUGUCAGAGUGCAGGGGACUUGCGGCUGCCACUGGGAAUGCCCUUGCAUGUGCAUGGGCAGCUCCACCAAUCACGUGGUGAGGUUUGAUGGUGUGGCUCUUAGGCUGCAUGGACAGGGUUUGUGCUCCUACACAAUUUUAAAUAUCACCAGUGGUGUCAGUGCGGGGUCAGAGGUCAAACUCCACAAUGGACCCUGUCAGGGCUCAGAAAAUUACAAUCAGAUCUGCAUGAAAUCCAUGGAGGUGACCACCGGAGCAAAUAAACUGCUGCUGAAGGAUGAUAUGACGGUAUGGCUUGAUGAGGAACAGCUGGCACUGCCAUGGCGGUAUGGUGGCCUGGAGGUGGUGCGUUUUGGAGGAGUGAUGCUGCAGCUGAAAUCACAGCAUGACUACAUCUUGACUUUCACUCCUCAGAGCAAUGAAUUUACAGUCAGUCUGCUUAGUCCCACCACUGCCUGCCAGACGACUGGACUCUGUGGUAUAUGUGAAGAUGAGAAGGUUAAUGGCUUCUCUUUGCGUAACGGCAGUUCCACGUCUGACCAGCAAGUCUUUAUCACUGACUGGACGGUGUCUGGAGACAGUGCUGUGUGCCUACCGAGGCAGAGGACAUUGUGUCCGUCUGGCACAGCAAUGGGAUGCCAGGCUCUGCGUUCUGAAGUGUUUGAACCAUGUCAUGCACACAUACCAUUUCAAUUGUUCCUUGCCAAAUGUGAGGAGCAGACAUGUGAGCAGUCAGACGUGUGCGAGCUAAUCUCAGUCUACGCGCACCUCUGUAGACAGAGAGGUGUAUGUGUGAACUGGAGGAGCCCUCACUUCUGCCCCAUGCAGUGCCAUAGCUCCAUGGAAUAUGAUGCAUGUCGGACGGGGUGCAUAGAAGACUGUGGUAGCAUACAGGCGUUGCCAGGCGACAGGAUGGUUGCCAGGGGUAACCAGUCCUCAUGUAUGGACACACCUACAGAAGGUUGUUUCUGUACUGGAGCGACUGUUUUGCAUCACGGAGAGUGUGUGUCACCAGAAGUGUGCAGCCAGUGUGUCGACCAACAUGGACACACUCACAUGUUUUUUCAGACUUGGGCGCCAGAUGACAACCCAUGUUUGAUUUGUAUGUGCCUGGACCAACAACACAUUAACUGUACUGCCUGGCCCUGCAGCGACGCUAAAGCCCCGGUGUGUGGACCCUGCGAGAUUCUGAGGGAGAGGAGAGGGUCCAAAUGCUGCCCAGAAUAUGAGUGUGUGUGUGAUCUGGUGAGUUGCACCCUCCCUGAUAUCCCUCACUGCGAAGAUGGUCAAACGCUGGUUCUGAAAAACCCUGGAGAAUGUCAGCCUGUACAUGAGUGCGUUUGCAGAAGGGAAGAGUGUGACGUUCACACGCCCCCUGUUUGUGCCACGCAUCGCCAGCUGUCAGUCACGAAGACCAAAUGCUGUGAUGUGUUUGAGUGUGUGUGUAAUUGCCAGAACUCCACCCACUCCUGUCCUGCUGGGUUUAUCACAUCCUCAUCUACAGACGACUGCGGCUGCACACAGACCAACUGCCGCCCAGAUGAGGUUUGCGUGGCUGGGGGUGUGGUGUACCCAGUGGGCAGCGAGUGGGAAGAUCAAUGCCUGAAAUGCCAGUGCACCCAGCUACAGGACAAAGACACAUUACUGCACAUUGCACAGUGCGCCCCUCCUGUCUGUGAUCAGAACUGUCGGCUUGGUACAUCAUAUACACUGUCAAAAGGCGAGUGCUGUGGGAUGUGCACACCAACUAACUGUGUGGAGUCUGAAGGACAGAUGCGUGGUGAUACGCUGACUGGGGAAAAACUCAGACAGAUUGGUGAAGUCUGGCAGUCUCCAUAUGACAAAUGUGUGUUACAUGAGUGUGUGAGGGUGAACAAUGAAGUGUUCAUCUCUUCAACCAAUGUCAGCUGCUCUGCUAUGGACACUCCAUCCUGUCCUCUUGGAUCUGAGUUACACUGUGAGACGAGGGACUGCUGCCCACAUUGCUACUGUGCACCUUUGGAUGCUUGUGUGCUCAACAACACUGUCAUAGGAGCAGGAGAGAGGCUGAUAUUGGACGUGUGCACACAUUGUGAAUGUAUUGUGGAAGAAGGAGUUGUAAAGAAAUACAGACUGUCCUGUAGGAGGAUCAGCUGUCCCACUUGUCCCAUGGGAUACACAAUGAAAAAGGAACCAGACUCCUGUUGCGGUCACUGUGUUCCAACAGCGUGUUUCGUACAAAAACCAGACGGACAAAUGAUAAGUCUACAGGUGAACACCACGAGCGAGCAAGGCUGUAACUUGUAUAGCUGUGGCUUAAACAGUAAAGGAGAUCUUGUCCUGCAAACCAAAAUAACAACCUGUCCUUCAUUUGACCGUCAAGCCUGUCUUGACCAUGGGGGCAAAGUAAGCCGGAUUGGAACAACCUGUUGUGAGAUGUGUACAGAGCCAGAGUGUCGAAAAAUGGUGGGAACACUAAACUACAUCAGAGUGGAUGAUUGCCAAUCUGAUCGCCAGAUAGAACUACAAUACUGUGAGGGAAAGUGUCGCAGUAAGUCCAUGUAUUCGCUGGAGAGGGCUGCAGUGGAGCAGGAGUGUGUGUGUUGUGCUGCUGUGGAGACGGAGCCGCUGAGUGUUCCCAUACUGUGUGCCAAUGGUACCCACAGCGUCCACACUGUGCUGUCUGUCACCGCAUGUGACUGUGUGUCAAAACACUGCACCUAGAGAAAGAGAGAGAAAUAUAAUGUUUAAUAUGUGCAUCCAAAUCAUGUGCCUGUAAAAUAAUAAACAGUAAACAUUGCCAGUUGCUGCCUGACUAUUUUGAAUGUUUUGGACUUUGUUCUUGAAAAGUUUGAUUUAGAUCAUUAAAUCAAACAAACCCAAGCCACAAAACCUCUAAUAUUGUUUCUCAUGAUUUAACUGAGUCUGGCUCAAUCUGAGUAAAAUCAGAAUCAUAAACAAACAAAGUACAGCUCUACAUUUAGACUGCAUUCACAUUACCACCUGGGUCACAUGCACAUGUGCUCCUAUUUGAACUGAAUCCUUUUUUUUUUUUUUUAGCAGUGUUGUUAAAACAGAACAUUCAUGUCUGAUGUUUUGUGAGUGAUGUGACAAUGCCACAGUGGUUACUUCUCAAAGCAGUGACAUCAGAUUCAAAUUACGUGGAGCUUCAGGUCAGAUUUAUCAGUAAUGUGAAUUUUAAGCUUGUUUGUUUUGAGGUUUUGUGUCACUAAUCUUGCUGACCAGCCUAGAUUCACAUUACCAGCUGAUGUGGCCUGAAUCUAAUUUUCUUCCGGCAUGUUGCACCAAUCUGAACUUUUCAUGUAGUGUGAAUAUCUUGUUCUUGUUUUAUCAGUCUCAAAUUACUUACAUACUGUGCCAGCCGCUAUGAUUAGUUCCUCCCGCUCGCUCUCCUUGGGAUGCAAACUCACAAUCUCUGGCUUGGGAGGUGGACGCUCUUACCAGUCGGCCAAAACCUGGGAGUCCGCCUGAGUCGCCAGAGUAUUCUUUGGCUGCCAGAGGAGUGAGGCCAACUGACUACCAUAUGCACAGCGACUCCUGCUGGCCUCCGUCAUGUAUGCAGUCCUACAUCUGAUUCAGAUCUGAUCAUUAAUACCAUGGCCAUUGAAGUAAUGCUCACAAAAAACACAAGUGUGUAAUGUAAUGUGAGCAUACCUUGAACAUGCUAUGCAGCUCAGAGUUAAUGCUAUUCAAAUCAUUUUCACUCAAUUUUAAUCAAACCUGACUUUGUCAUUGAAAACAAUAAAAAAAAGUCUGUAAUUUCAAAGACAGUUUGCUGAUCUGUUGUUUGGUUUGUGUUUUGUAUGAUAGUUUUGACUCUGGUAACUUUGGUUGUUGUUACGUCUAUUCAUGGUUUCAGUCAUUGAUUAAAGUUUGUGUAGUGUACAUCCA